This is a messenger RNA of Pyricularia oryzae 70-15, 2045 nucleotides long. RefSeq names its product MFS hexose transporter. Gene Ontology annotation, cellular component: membrane. Lineage: Eukaryota; Fungi; Ascomycota; Sordariomycetes; Magnaporthales; Pyriculariaceae. The record is from RefSeq and is a predicted model, not a curated record. Gene Ontology annotation, biological process: transmembrane transport; carbohydrate transport. Gene Ontology annotation, molecular function: carbohydrate:proton symporter activity. The coding region runs from base 214 to 1746 and encodes 510 amino acids. The transcript is spliced from 3 exons.
AUACACCAUGUCUCGUCACUAUUUUCCACGAACGGGAACUUGUUGUGGCCAAGAAGUCGACUUCAAAAGGUCGCCCCUGCCUCAUGCCCACGAAUUUGUUCUAUACUCGCAAAUAUAGUUCUUUUUCCAUCUGCCACGCGUGAAUUGUUAAUAUCAUUGUUGACCUACCUAAAUUUGUAACAUCCUGCUCAAUUCGCCGUGCGCAUCGGCACCAUGGCGCUCCCUCCCAAAGUCUACCAGUGGCUUAUCGGCGUCUUUGCGUCGCUCGGCUCGGCCACCUACGGCUAUGACCUGGGCAUCAUAGCGCAGGUGAUCUCGGCGCCGUCCUUUGUCAAGCGCGUCGGCGACAACCCGGCCGAGAUUGGCGGCAUCGUCUCCAUCUUCACGGGCGGAGCAUUCUUUGGCGCGCUGGCCGCGGCGCCGACCGCCGACCGCCUCGGCCGCAAGCUGUGCAUAAUGAUGGGCGCCACCAUCUUCAUCGCGGGGGGUCUCCUGCAGGCGCUGGCGCAGAGCACGGCGUACAUGAUGGCGGGCCGCGGCAUCGGCGGGGUGGGCAUCGGGGCCAUGAUCAUGAUCAUUCCCGUGUACCAGGCGGAGCUGACGCACCCCAGCAUCCGCGGGACCGUGACGGCGCUGCAGCAGUUCAUGCUGGGGGUGGGGGCGCUCUUUGCGGGGUGGUUCUCGUACGGCAUGACGGUGGGGGUCUCGGACGACGACGAGAACCAGUGGCGCAUCUCGCUGGGGCUCCAGGUGGUGCCGGCGGGGGUCCUCGCGCUGCUCAUCAUGCUGUUCCCGGAAUCGCCGCGCUGGCUCAUCGACCACGGCAGGGCCGACGAGGGGCUGCAGACGCUGGCCAGGCUGCACGCGCACGGCGACGUCGACGACGCCUGGGUGCGGGCCGAGUACUCGCAGAUCAGAGAGUCGAUCGACGCGGAGCACGAGGCCGAGGCCAAGUCGUACGCGGAGCUGUUUCGCGACCGGUCCUGCCUCCGGCGGCUCUGGCUGGCGGCGUCGAUCCAGGCGUCGGUGCAGAUGACGGGCGUGUCCAGCAUCCAGUACUACAGCGUCGCCAUCUUUGCAAAGAUGGGCAUCUCGGGCAGCGACACCCUCAAGUACCAGGGCAUCUCUGGCGUCUGGGCCCUGGUGGCGCAGGCCCUCUGCAUGGCCUUUGUCGACCGUCUGGGCCGCCGCUGGCCCCUCAUCCUGGGCAACGCCUUCAACUGCAUAUCCUUCAUCGUCACCACCGCCCUGCUGGCCUCGUUCCCGCCGGGAGAGUCUGGCGGCAACAUGUCCGCCAGCUGGGCCUUUAUCGUCAUGACCUGGCUUUACAACUUUUCCUUCAGCGCCACCUGCGGCCCGCUGUCGUGGAUCAUUCCCGCAGAGAUCUUUGACAUGAAGACGCGAGCCAAGGGCGUCAGCAUCGCCACCGCCGUCAGUCUAGCCUUUAACGCCAUGAUCGGACAGUGUUCGUCUCUUGCAUUGGAUGACGAGACAGGGAUAGGCUGGCGGUGGUAUAUUUUGUUUAUUGUUUGCAACGCGACCAACGCCAUCUAUUUCUGGGCGGUGCUCCCCGAGACUGCGCGCCGGCCCCUCGAGGAGAUGCGCUACCUCUUCACGGAAGCGCCAUUCUUCAUCCCGACCAUGGACCCCAGCAGGGCGUACUCGAACGACCUAGCCGACAGGCUCGAACAAGCAGAGCGAAAGCAGGAUGCGGCGGUCGAGGGACGUGACGAAACGCACGUUUGAAUUGACAGACGCGCUGGAUGCAUGAUGACAAAAAAAAAAGAAAUAGAUGAGCCCGGCCGAGUUGACCGCUUUUGGUGCGACUUUUAACCGAAUGUCACCGCUUGGCGGGCAUGAAUUGCCGAUCUUGGCGCAUAUUCGGAUCUGGAUUUUGAAGAAAACGAGAGAGGAUAAGAUUAAGGAUAAGGAUAAGAAUAAGAAUAAGAAUUCGAAUACGACAAAUCAGCCAGGGGGUUUUGUUUCUUGCUCGGAUUGGCACCCGAACCCCUCCCAGGCUUUUACCUAAUUUGUUUGCCUUGCAG